CUUGAUAUGGACUUUAGUAGACUUAAAUAUAAGGUGUGCCGGUUAAAUGGAUUGUUUACUGUUUGGCGUAAUUAUCCUCAGUUGUUCGGCGAUGCUAAUCGUUCUAACGAGAAGAUACUUCUCGUCUCGUAGAACGAAAUUAUCGAAAUUGCCAGAGACCUGGUGGACGCCCGGUACCGAGAACUCUGCCAACAAUGACAUCAGACCAUACAAAGUUACUUUUUCCGAAGAGAUGAUAAAAGAUUUGAAGUACCGAUUAAAGCACACCAGACCUUUGACACCGCCGUUAAAAGACAUUGCUUGGAAUUAUGGCACUAAUACCGACGCUCUGCGUAAACUUUUAAACUAUUGGGAGAACGAAUAUAAUUUCGACGAACGCGAGAAGUACAUAAAUCAGUAUUCGCAUUUUAAAACGAAUAUUCAAGGAUUAGACAUUCACUUUAUCCAUGUGAAACCAAAUAAGAAAAAAACAGAAGGAAAACGUGUUUUGCCAUUACUAAUUGUGCACGGAUGGCCCGGCUCCAUAAUGGAAUUUUAUAAAAUCAUUCCAUUACUGACCUCACCGAAACCCGAGUACGAUUUUGUAUUUGAAGUGAUAGCGCCUUCGCUACCUGGAUUUGGUUUCUCCAGCGCAGCUACGAUACCUGAACUUUCGGCCAUUCAAAUGAGUGUGGUUUUUAAGAAUCUCAUGUUGAGACUCGGGUAUGAUAAAUAUUAUGUUCAAGGUGGCGAUUGGGGUUCCUCCGUCAUCCACACUAUAUCAUGUUUAUAUCCGCAACACGUUUUGGGUUUGCAUUCCAAUUUGUGCCUAGUGUUCAAUAAAUGGACCCUACUAAAAACAGCACUGACUCUUUUGAAAGAAUCGUUUUUGCCUUGGGGAAAAACUAAAAAAAGAACUGGUCUUUUAUUUACUGGAGAGGCUGGAUAUUAUCAUAUUCAAGCUACGAAGCCGGAUACAGUUGGGGUCGGUCUAAACGACUCGCCUGCUGGUUUGGCGGCGUAUAUCAUUGAAAAAUUUUCAACCGGUACAAAUCCGUCUUACAAAUAUAGAGCAGACGGUGGAUUUCUAGAGAAAUAUACAUACGAGGAGUUGAUCGAUAAUCUGAUGAUCUAUUGGAUGUCGAAUAGCAUUACUACAGCUAUGAGAAUAUACGCUGAAUACUAUACCAAGUCGAAUAGAUCCUUGAUGAGGAUUUUGGAAUCAACACCGAUAAAGGUUCCUAGCGCUUGUGUACAGUUCCCUUACGAAAUCUUGACUCAAAGUCCAAACGAACUGAGAACACGAUUCGUGAAUCUUUUACGAGUUACCAAAAUGCCUCGAGGAGGUCAUUUCGCAGCAUUUGAAGAGCCAGAGUUACUCGCAAAUGAUGUAUGGAUCUCUAUUGAUAAGAUGGAAGAGUGGAACAAAAAGCAACAGUUAACAGCACAGAAAACAGUAAUUUGUCAACAAGAAGAGGAUAAACAUAAUUUCUAAAUGAAAAGAGUUGCACAAACAUUAUUCGAAAGCGAAACAGAAAUGAUG
This is a messenger RNA of Trachymyrmex septentrionalis, 1522 nucleotides long. Its product is annotated as juvenile hormone epoxide hydrolase 2-like. The transcript is spliced from 7 exons. Lineage: Eukaryota; Metazoa; Arthropoda; Insecta; Hymenoptera; Formicidae. Gene Ontology annotation, molecular function: epoxide hydrolase activity. The record is from RefSeq and is a predicted model, not a curated record. Gene Ontology annotation, biological process: epoxide metabolic process. Bases 47 to 1474 code for a protein of 475 amino acids.